ACAACCGAUCGACGUUGACGGCAUAUUGUAAAAAAUUUUCAACAGUGAACAACGUUGCACACGCGAAUUUGUCAGCCGUGAAAAAAUCGUAAUAUCUGCAACGAAAAUGUGCUGGAAGUGAACGAAAAUAAGUGAAAUUUGUGCUCAAGAUAAGCACCAGAUUUUCGCUUUUAAUUGAUCAAGUAGUCCUGAAACCUAAAGGAAAAGUGUAAAAGAUUGGCGAAAAAAGUCUCUUCGUGUGAACCAGUGCGGAGGCAUUCCCUCUUUUGUCAAGUAGAAUUUUUUUUAUCCCGAUCGGUAACAUACCAAGUGUGAUUUGUUGAGAGCAGAGUGAAGUGAGAAAAUAAAAGUGCAAUUAUGGCGGCGACGCUCAGUCCGACGGCCGUAGACAAACGGGCUAAGGAAAUCGAAACCGAAUAUCUGUCCAGUCUAGCGGAUUUAAAUGUCAACAGUAAGCCGUUGAUCAACAUGCUGACGCUGCUAGCCGACGACAACCUGAACUAUGCCCAGAUCAUCGUCGGCACCAUUGAGAAGCAUCUAGCCAAGGUUGAACCGGAUGUGAAACUGCCACUGCUGUAUCUAGUCGAUUCCAUCGUGAAGAACGUCGGUAAAGAGUACCAAUCACUUUUCAGCCAAGUUAUAGUGAGCAUGUUUUGCGGGGUGUUCGAAACGGUCAACGAACGAGUGCGUGAAAAAAUGUUUAGUUUGCGGCAAACGUGGAAUGAUGUUUUCCCACAGUCUAAACUGUACGCUCUAGACAUCAAAGUCAACGCGAUCGAUCCGGGUUGGCCGAUAACCGCACAGCUCAAAUCCAAGUCUCCCGCUAUCCACGUUAAUCCGAUGUUUCUCAAAAACAAGGUUGCUGAACCGAAUCUGGACAUGCAGCAACAGCUGCGAGAUAAGCAACGUGAGCUGCUAGAGCUUCAGGCUAAAAAGCUUGAGCUAGAGCUGCUUGCGACAAAGAAACGCAUUGAAGAGCAGGAGAAACAGUUAGUUCUGCAAACAGCCAGCGUUUCAAAAGAGCCAACUCCAGAGUUAAAACGAGCAGUCCCUGCAGCCCGUCCAGCAUCAUCCUCUUCGGGGACAGCUCCACGUGGUCGCAUCGCACCUCCUAACCCUGCUAUGUUGAAUCUGGUGAAGUCUCGUGAUCCACGUUUGGCUCGGCAGCAAGCACAAAUGGCAGCUCAAAUGGCGGCGGCCAGCACAAACACUACACCGACCGCAAUUUCUAGUGUACAAGUACCUCACCAACCGGUAGCGUUGGAUCCUUCCGGCAAACCGUUAAGUAUUAGGGAACGUCUGGGGAGAAUUCCCAAGCGAGUCGACCCCCGGACAAAAGCGCAAUCUGGUGAGGCCGAUCAGAAGAAACCAUCUAGUACAACAAGUAGCAGUACCAUCACAUCCACCACAUCACACAAAUCGCGCGAUGACUAUGAGUCUGGUAAAAAGCGUGACAGGAAAGAAGACACCAAAACUAGCAAAAAUUCCUCCAGCAAGUCAUCCGGUACAGAUAAGAAGAAACCUGCGAGUGAAUCGUCAGCAUCGUCAAAGAGUAGCUCUCCAUCGAAAAAGAAAUCAUCGUCUGUAGAUAAAUCCCCCUCUCGAGGCGACAAAUUUUCUUCCAAGCCGCGCGAUUCCAGCAGCAAAACAAGCAAAAGUAGCAAAAACUCUACUCGCCGUGCUCAUGAAUCGUCGAACAGCCCGGACAAUUCAUCGAUCUCACCGGUAUCAAGCAGUGAGAAUCUGGUUCCCGUGGCAAAUGACUCCAAGGAUGUGGAUCUACGGUUGCUCAUCCCAGAGAAAAAGCUGAAAUUGGAGCAACCUUCCCAGCAGGCUAAACUUAUUAGCAAACCACUAGCCGAACAAAAGAAAAUCCUGGAAGAAGCACAAGAAGCAGAAAGUAUUCCAUCACCGAAGGACAUCGAUCUACGAAUCCCGCCACCUUCAAUACUGCUUAAAAAAGGUAGCGAAAACAUUGCAAGUCCCGUACCGGCGGCGGUUGAUUCUAUCUCCUCUGCGGAAGCUGCUUCUCUUUCAACGGUUAGUCCACUAGAUCAACCCACGCCCAUGGUUGAGGUCGUCAAAAAACGACCCAGCAACAACAGCAAGUAUGAGGAACCAAUAGCUAAAAAGAGCAAGUCGGAGAAAAUAGAUAUUCUUUUUGGAGCCGAGGAUGUAGACCUGAGAAAAUUGACUGCACCUAUGAACGCAGUUGACAUAGUCGCCCCACUGCCGCCUCCUCCUCCAAUCAUAUCGGAAGCAUCACAACCUAUGAGUAUUCCACACACCGAUUCUUCAGAAAUGGUGAAUACAAAACCGUCGUCGAAAGCUGCGCUUGAGGCGGUACGGGCGAAAAUUGCUGAGGCCACGAAAAAAGAUCGGGACAAAUUGGGUCGCCCGUUGUUGUACAACAAACUACCAGACGAUCCUGCGGAACGUCGUCGCUCGUUCAAUCAACCCAAACCGAUGGAUGUAGAUUUACGGCAGAAGCAACAUAUGCUGCAGCUCGCGCCGAAGGAUAUUAUUACAAACGACGACAAUUCUCAGGACGGGAUGAACGCCAACAUCAAAACUAUUAUUGCCCAAGCACAAGAACAGAUGGAAAAGGGUGAAAUAACUCUAGAGCAGUACAAUAUACUGAUGAAACAAGUAAUUCAGUUGAACGAGACUCAGAAAAUUCGUCAAGCGCAAAGAAUGGAGUUGAUGAAACGUAAUCACGUCGGAACGGUGAGCAAUGUAAUCACAAUUGAUGAAAGUACGCGUUCUCCUCGGGAUGAUAUGACUCCCGUUACUAGUCCCAAAGAUGAUGGUGAACCUAAGCAGCAGUCUGGUGUACCGGUCGGCGCUAACACUAGCAAUGAUUUCCGUGGUAAGAUUGCUCCAAUGGAUGCUAAACCAACCUUUCCUGGUACUGCUCCUGAUUUGAGACAAAGAGACCCACGUCGUGUUAGAGAAAGCCGCUUCAACCAACCUUUAUGGGGUAAUCGCGGGCCAGCACCCCCGGGUGGCGUGAUUACGGCACCGCCUGGACCAGUAAUUAAUCAUCGCCCACCGGGUCAAAUAUUGAAUCCCUGGGAGCAAGCACCGUUCCCGGUGAUGGAUACAAGCCUAGCCCCAGUUGGUAUUGGACCACUAUUUCCAUCAGUCGUCGUCCCACCAACGCUAGCCAACGGACCUAGAACACAGCCGAUAGUUCUACCAGCCGCACCAAAAAUGAACGAAAGUGUUCGAACGAUCAACAUUGAUGGAAUUCAGCGCGAAAUUCGCUUCUAUGACGAUAUUGCGGUUAUUUUCAUGAGCUGGGAUGAACCCAAGGAAAUCGGAUUUCAAAAAGGUUCGCGCAUGGUUACUGUUGAUGAUCGAGAUUCGUUCGAAUUGAGCUUCAAUGAGUGUUAUAAAGCUAUCACGAUUGAAGGGAAAGUUUAUCAGAUGAAGCUGGGUGCUCCAACACGGGAAUUAUACAUUGACAACAGUUGGCACGAGUGCUACUUCGGUGAUCCCCCAACCACAAUCGUUUUAGACGGCAUCAGCAGGGUGUUCAAAAUAGGCGGCCCAGCACCGCAGGUUAAAAUUGGCAAAAGUAGAAAUGAUCUAGUCGCUGGUAAAAUUAAUAUGAUAGUCAACGCAGAAACAAUAAUUCCCGUUUUCUUGGAUUCGCAAAUACAAAUGAUUGAAAUUCACGGACAGAUGCACAAGCUGCAGUUUGCUGAUUUUCUGCUUACAGUGCUGAUUAACGAUCAGCCUUUUUUGGUAGAGUAUGGAGGACUGCCGAAAGUUUUCAAGCUCAGAGGAAAAGACUACUACAUUCGUUUCACUGCCGUUCCAAAACUGGUCGUGCCAGGUCGAGUGUACAUACGGGACAUGAUUCGAACUCCCCUUCAUCGUGAUCUCCGCACACCACCACGUGAUCAGAGCAUGAUGAUGCCAUUCGUUCCACCGAUCAGUAAUAUUAUGCCCAAUAUGCCGUCACAUCCCGCUAUGUCUGGCAUAUUCUCAGCGGCUGCUGCCAUACCUCCUCCACCGCAAGCUCCCAUUCAACCAAUGGCCACCGGUUUAGACUAUCUCACCAACUUAAUGCCGCAUGCAUCACCGGCGGUAAAUGUUUCAAACAAUUUAGCUGGAUAUCAGAUUCAAAACGAAGAUAAACCAGCAGUUCCGGCUUCAGUAUCAGCUCCGCCUGCUGCUGCAACUUCCACUGGUGGAAUGAAUCUACCAAUAUUGCAAAAUAUCAACAUUGACGAGUUAUAUAAAAAGAUCGUAGCAGCGGGUAUUCUGGCUAAGUCGACCAGCACUCCACUGAGCACUUCCACUUCAUCUACAUCUGUGUCCAGCAAGUUGGAUAAAGUUUUAGAGGAUGAAUUGGAGGAAAUUGAGCCGGUGCUGCUCGGCAAACCAGACACGCUGAAACGUCGUCAAUCAGCGAUCGUUACACAACUUUUUAGUGGAAUGCAAUGCAGUAGCUGUGGUGUGCGUUUCCCACCAGAACAAACGAUGAAGUACAGCCAGCAUUUAGAUUGGCAUUUCCGUCAGAAUCGUCGGGACCGAGAUUCCGCCAGGAAAGCACACUCUCGUAAAUGGUACUACGACGUGUCCGAUUGGAUUCAAUAUGAAGAAAUUGAAGAUCUAGAGGAACGCGAGAAGAAUUGGUUUGAAACACAACAGACAGAGCAGAAUGAGUUCAACGGGGACGGUGAGCAGGCUGGACGUGCAAGUGCUGAAUCUCCGUUGCCUAGCUGUCCGGCUGGUUCGGACGACGUUGAUAAACGCUGUCACGUGUGUCACGAUGAUUUCGAGCAGUUCUACAACGAGGAAACAGAGGAAUGGCAUUUAAAAAAUGCGAUUCGCGUAGAGGAGAACACCUACCACCCAUUGUGCUAUGAAGACUAUAAGGCAUCGCUGACGCUGGACGAAUCAGCGAUGAACGCUACUAGUGAGGCUGAGCAAAGCAAAAACGAUGAGGAUGAGGAAGUCAAGAUUAAGCAGGAGGUGAUCAGUGAUCCAGAUGACACUGUCAAAGAAAUAACUAUAGACGACGACGAUGAUGUCAUUGUGUUACCACCAAGCGAGGAAGUGGUAACAGAAAUUCCCGAUGAUGAUGAUAUUGAAACGUUGGAUUCACAUUCUACGGCGGAUGGCGCACCGAACACAUCAGAAACGACGCCAAAAGAGAAUGCUGAUGAAAAAAUGGAUGUGGAUUUAGAAACAACCGAUAAGAUUCCUACUGUACCUCAAACACAAAUAGUUGUCGAAACUCGUAUCGACGACGAUCUCGCUAUCCAAGAGCCAACCAUUGAAAAUAUAACCGUCAAUGAUUUGGACGAGAGUGAGGACACUGGUAUAUCAUCAUCCAGAAUGCUCGAUGCAGCACACGGCGAGCCUGCACCGGUUAAAGUGAAAGAAGAACCAAAGGACGAUGACGAAGUGGACGAGGAGGAUGCACUGUUCGAGGAUGUUGGUACCAUCGAAUCGUCAUUGAUUCAAGAAACGCCACGAGAACUAGAAACUGUCGAUGUGGAAGCCGUUCCUUCGCCACAAGCCUCGCUAGAUAGCCCUGGCCACUCGCAGCUGAAACCAUCACUUGACGGCAACCUCGACAUGCAGGAUACCCCGGCCACAGCAGUAAUAACCAAUAGGAUAAAAAUUAAUAUCACAAAAGCGAAAACAAUCGCCAACAGCAGCAGCAGCAACGCUGCAGUAAGCAGCACUAACAGCAACGCAACCAACACUAACUCGUCGUCUCUGGGAUCUAGCAUUGCUGUUCUGAUUAGUGGCGGUAGUGGUGGGUUCAUUGAAAACGGUGCCGAUGAUUUGCUGUACGGUAAUCUGGAUGAUGUGCACGGCAAUAACGAGAACAGUCAAAACAGCAACAAUCAGUUGUUAAUGACGAUGCAUGAAGAAGAAGUUGAUGAUUCUAAUAAAAAACUGGUCGCAGCGACCGAAGAAGAACAGACUGAUAUUGCGUAUGAUUUGAAGCCAAGCUUGCAGGGUAUCGCCUUUACCCGUAAGCCCCGAGUAGAAAGCGGAUUUGAAACAUCCGGACUCUGCUCGAUAAUGUAAAAAAAAAACAAAUUGAGAAUAUGGGUGGAUGAGUAUUGAAUUAAACAUUUCAAGAGCGCUAAGAAGUUUGAAAGACAUGUGAUAAAUGCCGUUACCCGAAUAUGAAAAUAACCUACCAAGCAGGGAUCUCGGCAACGGGUUAGCGGCAGUUUAAAUGUAGACAAAAAACUAAACUACUAGCUUUAAGUGCUAAUAAGUUAGUCAAUAACUCUAAAACAAAUGAACUGUUUUAUGCUGGGAUAACAUUCUUCAAGUUUUCACAGAUCAGAUACCAGCUGACAUAGCAAGAGUGUACAUAAAACGCAAUUUUAAUUUGAACUAGUAUUAGACGUAAGAUUUGUAGUUUUGAAGAAACGAGAACGGAAAUAAAUCUGAUCCCCCUUUUCCCCUCCAGACCUGGCUAUCAAAAUGAGAAAACAUCCUCUGCGCCAAGGAAAAACGUCACUAUGAUGUUUUAAGUAAUAAAACACGGGAUUUCAGUUUUUUUUGCAUUCGAUUUGUAUAAAAGAAACAAACCUUGAAAAAUUACACUGAACGGGCAAAUUAUGCUGGUGUUUUUCUUGCGUUAGAGAAUUCGAUUAUUUAUUUCGAAAUAAGUUUACUUCAUUUAGUUAGUAACUCUGUUCAGUUAGCCAUACACAUUCAACAUCAUUCGUUGUAUAUAAUUUGUUUAGCCAAAUGUUUUUGAAGAAAUGAAUUAUUUAAUUGAAAAAAAAAAACGCGUGUGUUUUGUUUUAUAUUUUAAAUAUCUUGAGAAAAAAGUGCAACACUGGGAAUGCCGCGUUAUUAGACGGUUCUUUUGUAAGGAAUAACAAUAUAUGCAUAAAUAUACUGCAAACUAAAA
This is a messenger RNA of Wyeomyia smithii (pitcher-plant mosquito), 6901 nucleotides long. RefSeq lists its product as uncharacterized. The coding region runs from base 358 to 6057 and encodes 1899 amino acids. Gene Ontology annotation, biological process: termination of RNA polymerase II transcription. NCBI's taxonomy places the organism in Eukaryota, Metazoa, Arthropoda, Insecta, Diptera, Culicidae. The record is from RefSeq and is a predicted model, not a curated record. Gene Ontology annotation, molecular function: RNA polymerase II complex binding; mRNA binding; phosphatidylinositol binding. The transcript is spliced from 12 exons. Gene Ontology annotation, cellular component: mRNA cleavage factor complex; cytoplasm.